AUGGGUAACAAGGCAGCCACCAAUAAAUAAGCUGAAAAUACAGAAAAUAAUAAUAACAAUAAAGAUUAGAAGAAACCAGAAGAUAAGGAUUAAGUUAAAAAGAAUCAAAAAUAGAUGAUAAUGAGAAUGUUAGUAGGGUAAAAUGGUUGUGGAUUCGAAGAGUUUGCUCAAGAGUAAGAAAAUUAUGAGAAAUUCUCAAAUAUUAUAGCUCAUGCUGCAAAAACUAAAAUUGAAUGA
Paramecium tetraurelia is the source of this 237-nucleotide messenger RNA. RefSeq lists its product as uncharacterized. The transcript has a single exon. The record is from RefSeq and is a predicted model, not a curated record. NCBI's taxonomy places the organism in Eukaryota, Ciliophora, Oligohymenophorea, Peniculida, Parameciidae.